Arxiozyma heterogenica is the source of this 375-nucleotide messenger RNA. It is a transcript of the gene VTC1, whose product is annotated as Vtc1p. Bases 1 to 375 code for a protein of 124 amino acids. The record is from RefSeq and is a predicted model, not a curated record. NCBI's taxonomy places the organism in Eukaryota, Fungi, Ascomycota, Saccharomycetes, Saccharomycetales, Saccharomycetaceae. Gene Ontology annotation, cellular component: fungal-type vacuole membrane; vacuolar transporter chaperone complex. The transcript has a single exon.
AUGUCAUCAGCUCCUUUAUUACAAAAGACCCCCGGAAAAAAAAUUGCUUUACCUACCAGAGUAGAACCAAAAGUUUUUUUUGCAAAUGAACGUACUUUUCUAUCGUGGUUAAAUUUCACAGUAAUGCUUGGUGGGUUAGGUGUGGGUUUAUUAAAUUUUGGGGAUAAAGUAGGUAGAAUCAGUGCCACUUUAUUCACUUUAGUUGCUAUGGGAACCAUGGUAUAUGCCCUUAUAACAUAUCAUUGGAGAGCUUCUGCAAUUAGGCGUCGUGGAUCUGGUCCAUAUGAUGAUAGAUUAGGCCCCACUGUCCUUUGUUUCUUUUUGCUAUUGGCUGUUAUAAUUAAUUUUAUUCUUAGAUUGAAAUAUUCUGAAUGA